AUGCCGGCCAAAAACACCAAGGGGAAGCCAGCUUGGAAGAAGCUUUUGUGGGUUAAACAACCUUAUCCGGACAAUUAUGUAGACAAGUCCUUCUUGUCGCAGUUGCAGCGCAAUUCCAAUGUGGGCACCUACAAUUUCUGGACGGUGGUCAGCGACACCACGGUGUUACUGGGGAACGCAGCCCUGACGUUGUUCUUUUGCGGCUCUUUUGUAGCCAUUUACGAGCUCAAAUGGGAUCCCAAGUACUUUGCUUUGGGCUCGUCGCUGCUGUCGUUUGGGCUAGCAAUGCUCUAUGGUUACCACAUCCAAGACACCACGGUGUUUUUCACGAGCGUCAAGUCGGCUAUUCUGAUCCUGUUUGCUGUGUUGUCCCUCACGCCGAUCUUCACAUCACUCACCAGGUCGACGUCGAGCGACAGUAUCUGGUCCAUAUCGGCCUGGCUGUGUGCGGUGAAUCUCGCGUUUUCUUCGCGCCCCUUACCGGAAUCGUCCUCGGUGUUGAUCCUCUCGAUUAACAUUGCAUUAUGUGCUGCUAUUGUUCUGGCUAGCCGUCUACAUACCCCCGAAGCCGUAUUCUGGUUCAUGGUGUUCAGCAUACAAGUGUACGUGCUUCUACCGACGGUGGCUCGCUGGCUGAGGCGAAACUCGUCGCGGGCCUACUGGGCAUUAUUCAGUGGUCUCAUGGUGGCAUCCAGCGGGGCAUCGUACGUGCUCAUGGGAUGGCCAGCGGUGUUUUUGUGGUGGUUCACUGCUUUGGCUAUUGUCAUAGGCGUGCCUGGGUUAUUUUUGGCUCUACAAAAGUACAAGGAUCAAAUUAAAGGGCCCUGGGACCCGGCCCGUCCCAUUAUGACCUCCUAA
This is a messenger RNA of Wickerhamiella sorbophila, 858 nucleotides long. Its product is annotated as Phosphatidylinositol N-acetylglucosaminyltransferase GPI2 subunit. Bases 1 to 858 code for a protein of 285 amino acids. NCBI's taxonomy places the organism in Eukaryota, Fungi, Ascomycota, Dipodascomycetes, Dipodascales, Trichomonascaceae. Gene Ontology annotation, cellular component: glycosylphosphatidylinositol-N-acetylglucosaminyltransferase (GPI-GnT) complex; membrane. The record is from RefSeq and is a predicted model, not a curated record. Gene Ontology annotation, biological process: GPI anchor biosynthetic process. The transcript has a single exon.